CUGCCUGAACACAACAGUUACUGUGGAUUUUUAAGAGACUCAGUUUAAGAAUUCAGGAAUUUCUGAUUCAUUCACAGGAUUUGCAAAUUCAUCAGCCCCUGAAAACUAAAGCAAAUUCAACAGGGAAAAUUUGAAGUGACAAUCAGACUUGGACAGAAAACACUAAGAGGAAACAUGAUACUUAUUUUUAAUAUCUCAAGCUUUCACAUAAAAUGGAGUGUUCUAUGUUUUUCCAAAGAACAGAAAAGAACAUCAACAAACAGGAGUUACAGUGGGCAAAUUUUGGACAAAAAAGGAACAUGGGCUUUUCAAGUCCAGUAUGUGUCCUUUUCUUCUUUCUUGGAGUCAAAGUAUAUUGCCAAUAUGAAAGUUAUCAAUGGGAUGAAGAUUAUGACCAAGAACCAGAUGAUGUCUACCAGACAGAAUUCCAAUUUCAACAAAAUAUAAACUAUGAAGCUCCAUUUCAUCAGCAUACUUUAGGUUGUGCCAGUGAAUGCUUCUGUCCACCUAACUUUCCAUCAUCAAUGUACUGUGAUAAUCGCAAACUAAAGACUAUCCCAAAUAUUCCAGCACACAUUCAGCAAGUCUAUCUUCAGUUCAAUGAAAUUGAGGCUGUGACUGCAGAUUCAUUUAUCAAUGCCACUCAUCUUAAAGAAAUCAACCUCAGCCACAAUAAAAUUAAAUCUCAAAAGAUUGAUCAUGGUGUGUUUGCUAAAUUGUCAAAUCUACUACAGCUUCACCUACAGCAUAACAAUUUAGAAGACUUUCCAUUUCCUCUUCCUAAGUCUUUGGAAAGGAUUUUUCUAGGUUACAAUGAAAUCUCCAGACUGCAGACAAAUGCUGUGAAUGGGCUUGUAAACCUGACCAUGCUUGAUCUCUGUUUUAAUCAAAUUGAUGAUUCUAUGUUACAAGCAAAAGUACUUGCCAAAAUGGAAAAAUUGAUGCAGCUCAACCUAUGUAAUAACAGAUUAGAAUCAAUGCCUCCUGGUUUGCCUUCUUCACUUAUGUAUCUGUCUUUAGAAAACAAUUCAAUAUCUUCUAUACCAGAAAAUUACUUCAACGAACUUCCGAAACUUCACGCUCUAAGAAUAUCACACAACAAACUACAAGACAUUCCAUACAAUAUUUUUAAUCUUUCCAACCUUAUAGAGCUCAAUGUUGGACACAACAAACUGAAGCAAGCAUUCUAUAUUCCAAGGAAUUUAGAACACCUAUACCUAGAAAAUAAUGAAAUUGAAAAUAUCAAUGUCACAGUGAUGUGUCCAUCAGUUGAUCCACUACAUUACCACCAUUUAACAUACAUUCGCGUAGAUCAAAAUAAGCUGAAAGCGCCAAUAAGCUCAUACAUUUUCCUCUGCUUCCCUCAUAUACACACUAUUUAUUAUGGUGAACAACAAAGCACUAAUGGUCAAACGAUACAACUGAAGACCCAAGUUUUCAGGAGAUUUCCAGAUGAUGGUGAUAGUGAAGAUCAUGAUGAUCAUCAUGAAGGCCCAGAAGAAGAAGCAACAGAAGAAAACAUUGAUGCUAACUAUUAUGGAAGUCAAGAAUGGCAAGGAACUGUAUAGAUGUAUUAACUUCUGGCCAGGAUGUGGUGAAGCACCUGAAGGCUUCAAGGUAGAGGUGGCGCUUUGAUGUGUGAGUAGUGACUGACUGACUGGCAGGGUGAAGAAAAUAAGGUUCCAAGGUGAGACUAACAUAAAGAUGAGGUAAUUAGUUGUUUUGCUUCUUGUACAGUUAAAACACUCCAAAUUUUGAGAAUUCUGGAGCACCUAUUUUUAUCUCCUCCUAAACUGACAAAAGAAGAUACAUUUAAGAACAGGCUUAGCAAAGAAAAAACUUGAUGGUAACAUGGAAUUUGAAAUCAGAUAUACCUUGGUGGAAGGCUGACUUCACUCACGUAACUAAGCAAGAUGACUCUGAGUGAGUUACUUCUUGAAGUCUCUCUUUCUGCAUUUCUGUAAGGAAGGUGGUUCUCACAGGGCUGUUAUAAGGACACAUAGAGAUAGUAUAUACAUACCAUAGCAUUUAACAAAGCACAUUCCAGUUACAAGGGUUUCCUGUGGCUCAGCAGUAAAGAAUGCCUGCAAUGCAGGAGACGAAGGAGAUGCAGGUUUGAUCCCUGGGUAGAGAAGAUCUCCUGGAGGAGGAAAUGGCAACCUACUCCAGUACUCUUGUCGAGACAAUCCUACAGACAGAGGAGGCUGGCAGGCUACAGCCUGGGGGGGGGUCACAAAGAGCGACUGAGCACACACACACAUGCAUGCCAGUUACAGGUAUCCUACGAGCAGUAACUAUUAUUGCAGCAUGUCCAGCCCAACCUCCCACUGGAUCUAUGUGCCCUGAGCCGUUAGCUGUGCUUCACAUGCCUCAGUGGACCCUCUAGAAAGCAGUUUGCAUCUUUGAGGUUCCUUCCAAGGUUCUAUUUGUACAAAAGAUUAGUAAACAAGAGAGAAUUUACUAAAGGUUUCAUUAGGGGAGAGAGGAGAUCUAAAAUCACAUAUCCACAACAAACAUAUUCCAAGUCAUUAUUUGAUGGUUUAACUUUCCAAAGCACCUCUAGAUAGCCUAGAAAGAUGGGGAGCAGAGUUUCCCAGACCCUUCACGAGGCAUUUGGCUGCCUGGCUCCUCUGGCCAGAGUAAGGUGAAACUCUUCCUGUCUAUUAGGCAGAAGAGGUCAAAGAUGCCAACUCUGCUCUCCCUUUAAAGGAAAGUACAUAUAAAUAUGUCACAAAAUGUCCUCCAGCUGCAGGGCCCAGAGGGAGGCAGAUGAACAACCAUCUUACAUUACUCAAAAACACCCGGAGGAACUCAUACUCCAGGUAGUUCUCAGUAAAAAGAAAACAAAACAAAUAACCACCAAUGCUUUCUGCAGAACAGAAGAAUAAAGUUCUACCUCCUACCAGAGUUACAGACAAAACUAGCUGAUAUAUCAGGAAAGAAAAAGAUGAAAAUUCAUCAAUUUUCUCAUUACACUUCAAAAUAUCAGCUAUAUUAGCUCUGAGGUUGAACUUUCUGUCUUUGUGCCCACUAAUGAAUAAAUUCAAAUGACACCAUGAACCCAAGCUUAACAAA
Molecule: messenger RNA, 3075 nt
Organism: Cervus elaphus (red deer)
Lineage: Eukaryota; Metazoa; Chordata; Mammalia; Artiodactyla; Cervidae
Gene: OMD
Product: osteomodulin
Exons: 5
Coding region: 213-1568 (451 amino acids)
Molecular function (GO): protein binding
Source: RefSeq, a predicted model, not a curated record